Molecule: messenger RNA, 4723 nt
Organism: Erpetoichthys calabaricus (reedfish)
Lineage: Eukaryota; Metazoa; Chordata; Cladistia; Polypteriformes; Polypteridae
Gene: tle2a
Product: TLE family member 2, transcriptional corepressor a
Exons: 20
Coding region: 1030-3408 (792 amino acids)
Biological process (GO): negative regulation of canonical Wnt signaling pathway; regulation of DNA-templated transcription
Cellular component (GO): transcription regulator complex; nucleus
Molecular function (GO): transcription corepressor activity; protein binding
Source: RefSeq, a predicted model, not a curated record
CUUCAUUCAUUGAUCCGUUUCAGCGCAAGCCACCCUUGAUCAGUUAAAAUUACAGAUAUGUGGGCACCGUAGACGAGGAGAGAGCUGCUUUACGAAUUACACUUUCAAAUACAAAAAAAAAAGGAAAACCAAUAAGUACAACUACUCGGAAGAGAAAUUUCCACCUGGGCGCGUGCGCCAAAAGGGUCGAUUGAUACGCACGUAUGGUUUUCGGGAAGAUAGAAGAUUAGCAGCCGUUCGUCUCGGAGAUGUGCACCUUAGGCGUCUUACUGACGGCUUCGCAAAACUUCACCCUUUCUCCAGGCAGGUUUAUUGUCCAGACAACUCGGGUUGCUUCCUUAAGCGCUGAUCUUUAGGAAGCACGGUGGAAUUUUGCAGUUGACCUCCUUUUUUAAACGAGUGUGUGUGUACGCUAAAUUUUUAGAUUGCUUUUUUCUUUGCUACAUGAGAAUCGUAGUGCACGUGUGGCGGACCCAUCUACAAAGCUCAACAAAAGCGCCUUUGCACGUUUGUCUGCAGGGGAGCGAGCGGGUUUAUUGGUGCCUGCACCCGAGUCCGUCUGCCUGUGCUACUGUAUUGCCUUCAUAUACGUGCUGCACUUUAAGCUGAUGUCCUGUCGGCCCACAGGCUCAAACAAAGGACUGAAGAAUGUUCUGAUUUCUUCUUCUUCUUGACUAUAGAGGCAUCACGCAAAUAAAGCACCACAUCUGAAAAACUGAUUCGUGGAUUCACCGACUACACCCCCAUCUCUUUAAUUUACACUGGAUUGCUGCAAACAAUUGGGAGUUUUUUUUCCUUUCUUUUUUCCUGUGGCUAGGCUACAAGAACAAAAGAAGCUGAAAAGAGGGGGGAUGCUGUACCCUCCUGGGUGUCUCAGCUCCGUCGAGGCCUGGGAUAUGAUCUGAAUCCACCCUUUUCCGUGUUUGUCUGGCGAGCGGCUAGGAAAACCACAAUAAGAGAAGCCUGAACAUCAUCAUCUUCCAAAAACAUUCUCUCUCUCUCCUCUCCACACACGGCCGCAACAAAGGCAUGUUUCCCCAGAACCGCCCUCCGGCUCCUUUGCAGCCACCCCCUGGCUCGUCUGCCUCUGCUGCAGCUGCAGCCUCCGGGACCCCUCAGUCCCUGAAACUGACAUACCCGGAGACCCUGGACCGCAUCAAGGAGGAGUUCCAGUUUUUGCAAACACAGUAUCACAGCUUGAAGCUGGAGUGUGAGAAGCUGGCCACAGAGAAGACGGAGAUCCAGAGACACUAUGUUAUGUAUUAUGAGAUGUCCUACGGCCUCAACAUUGAAAUGCACAAGCAGACGGAAAUAGCCAAAAGGCUGAAUGUGAUCUGCGCACAGCUGAUCCCCUUCCUCUCACAAGAGCACCAGCAGCAGGUGGUCCAGGCCAUGGAGCGCGCCAAGCAGGUGACUAUGGGGGAGUUAAAUGCUGCAAUAGGGGUACGUGGACUCCCCCCUCUACCUCCCACACACCAGCUCCAAGCCCAGCACCUCUCCCAGCAUGCACAGGGGCUGCCCAUGACCCCUCAUCCUUCCAGUCUGCAGCCCCCAAGUCUGGCAGCCCUAGGGGGUAGCUCAAGCUUGUUGGCGCUCUCGGGAGCCUUGGGGGCCCAAGCCCAGCUGGCUGCCAAAGACGAGCGGAGCCACUUGGAUGUGGCGUCAGUGGCCGCCGACCAUCACAGAGGCUUUCUCCGGGGUGCCAUGCGGCUUGCAAUGGAUUCAGACCGAGAGCCUGGGCCGAGCUCCUUAUCGAAUGGAGACAAAGGCAGGGCUCCGUCUGACUAUCUGAGUAAUGGCAAGAAGCGAAAGGUGGAUGAGAAGGACUUCGCCACUGAUUAUGGAAGCGAUGCUGACAAAAGUGAUGACAACCUUGUGGUUGAUGAGGACCCAUCAUCUCCCCACAGUGUCCACUCUUGCUCAUCACGAGAGAAUGGCUUAGACAAGCUACACCAGAGAAAGGAGGUGCCCCAGGCCAGCCCUUCUUCAAGCAGUGCUGCUUCACCUUCUCGUACCAAGGAGUCAUCUUCGAAGGAGGGCUCAAGCACACCUGGAUUGAAAUCUAGCACCCCAAUGCCAGUGGGAGAGUCCUCCAUUCCAGGCCCAAGCUCCAAUGCUCCACAGUUCAGAGCUGUGCAAGGAAAAGCUGGAGUAGACCCCUUAGCUCUUGGACUACGAAACCCGCUUUCAGUGCAGAACUCCUAUGCAGGGGCAUUCGGGAUCCCCCACCCUGGGGUGAACGGCGAGAUGGCGGGGGCUUAUGCUGGGUUGCACCUCGUGUCUCCGCAGAUUAAUGGAGCCGCCGCCGCUGCUGCUGCUGUGGCUGCAGCCAAUUAUGGCCGUACCUCUGUGGUUGGGUAUGAAUCCCCUCACAUGAGGGUACCAGGACUCCCAGCCAGCAUGCAGUCUGCCACAUCAGGAAAACCUGCUUACUCCUUCCACGUGAGCGGAGAUGGGCAGAUGCAGCCAGUUCCUUUCCCACCAGAUGCCCUGAUCGGUCCAGGAAUCCCACGGCACGCCCGUCAGAUUCACACUCUGAGCCACGGCGAGGUGGUCUGUGCCGUGACCAUCAGCAACUCCACACGUCACGUCUACACUGGGGGCAAAGGCUGUGUCAAAGUGUGGGACGUCAGCCAGUUGGCAACCAAAAGCCCAGUGGCACAGCUUGACUGCCUGAACCGGGACAACUAUAUCCGCUCCUGCAAGCUGCUUCCUGAUGGUCGGACCCUCAUUGUGGGCGGCGAGGCCAGCACUUUGUCCAUCUGGGACCUGGCCACUCCAACUCCUCGGAUUAAAGCAGAGCUGACGUCCUCCGCACCGGCCUGCUACGCCCUCGCAAUCAGCCCCGAUGCCAAAGUGUGCUUUUCCUGUUGCAGUGAUGGCAACAUUGUGGUGUGGGACUUGCAGAAUCAGACUCUUGUCAGGCAGUUUCAGGGCCACACAGACGGUGCCAGCUGCAUAGACAUUUCAAAUGACGGGACCAAACUGUGGACAGGAGGCUUGGAUAACACGGUCCGCUGCUGGGAUCUGAGGGAGGGCAGGCAGCUUCAGCAGCACGACUUCACGUCACAGAUCUUCUCUUUGGGGUAUUGUCCUACAGGGGAGUGGCUUGCUGUUGGCAUGGAGAGCAGCAAUGUCGAGGUUCUUCACGUGUCUAAGCCUGACAAGUACCAGCUGCACCUUCACGAAAGCUGUGUGCUUUCUCUUAAAUUCGCCUACUGUGGAAAAUGGUUUGUGAGCACUGGCAAAGAUAACCUUCUAAAUGCAUGGAGGACUCCUUAUGGCGCCAGCAUAUUCCAGUCCAAGGAAUCCUCUUCUGUUCUGAGUUGUGACAUCUCACCAGACGAUCAAUUCAUCGUCACGGGCUCCGGAGACAAAAAGGCCACAGUUUAUGAGGUCAUCUACUGAUCCCCAGGAGCUGAAGUCCCUGCCCCCAAUUCAAGCGGACAUUGGCCAGGGGGCAAAGCAGGGAACACGUGGAUUCAACAAGAAAGAAGGAAAGUAUUUAGGGCUUGAAGAAAGACUGCACUAGACUUGAGGAGUGGAGGAGAAAGCAAAAGCCUGACCUUGGCACAAGAGGGACCCGUGGUGGUAAUGUUAUAAGGGAGGGCAUUGCAUCCUCUGAAAGGAAUUUUUGAAGCAUUCAGGGCACACAAAAUGAAACUUGGAGGGAAUCUGACAAGACAGAUGGUUUACUUGGCACAAGCAGACCACUGUAACGUUUCCCAUAAUCCUAUGCACCCUCCACACCUUUCCAUGCUAGGAGGACUGCUUUAUACACAGAACCUUUAUAAUUUGGAGGGUCACUGCUGGCCUUUACGUCCCACUGAAUUGUCUGAAAUUUGCAUUCUUCUCACCUCCUUGCAGUGGCGUCCUUUCUUUGCAUUGCAGGCGGAUGUUUUUGUUAUGAUGGACUUUUAAUGACGAAUGACAGGAGAGAGAAGUCGAGCACAUCUCCAUUUAAAUGCCUUGCUUGUCCUCACGCACCCAGGAUGUUUCUUGGUCUACUGGAUAAUAUAAUCCAUCAGAGGCAUGAGAGAAGCAGUAGCAGGGAAGGCCUGAUGUUAGGUCUCUCUUGCACCUUUCUGGCCCACCAGUUCAGUUACUCCCUUUACCAGUGUUCACUCCUGUUGUCUCAACAGGAUGGAUCUGUGUGCACUGGAAAAGGGACCUGAAUAGACGGGCCUUGUGUGCUCCACAGAUGGUUAAUCCAUUGGCUUUUGUGGAGCCAAGCGAGUAGAGGCAUGAAGGAAGUCCACGCGGGGGGCAUGUGAGAUAGGACCAUCUGAAAAGUCCUUUUCUUUAUGGCUGCUAUCCAGCUGUGUCUCUGUCACUGGGGUGAGCGGGCAGAGAAAUGAUUCAGGUUUGCUUUUCCUUUGUUAUUCUCAUCCAUGUUUCAGCAUUCACUACAAUCACUGGCUUUGUAGAUCAAAUGACCGAAUUGUAGUGCUUCACACCAGUGUUUCCUCUUUAUUGGUUAGUCUAUUUGUGGGCAUUUAUUUCUCUCCUUUAGAUGAGAAAUGGGCUCCUACGUUUUAUAUGAAAUUAAAUAUAUAUAUAUAUAUAUAUGUAUAUGGGUAAAUAGUUUGCAUUUUUUUAUUUCUUUGCUUCAUAUUGUUUGAAAUUUUGUUUGGGUGAGGGGGAAAGAUGGAAGGAGGGUUCACGAGAUUUACUGAUCCAGAGGUGGAUUCACAGUCCAGACCAAUAAAGUAUUUUAUACAUA